CAGACUCAAGACAGAGGAGGAGCGAUGAGCAGAGUUGGGACAGAAAGCUGGAGUGAGAAUCUGAGAGAAUCUGCACAGAUGCAAACAAAAAACUAAAAGAUUAGCAAAGGGCAACCUGAAGAGAAAUUUAUUCCAGCAGCAGUUAGUAAAAUCAGGAUUACUCAGAGCUGAAAGAAAAAUCAAGAAGUGUAAUAUAUUGCUACAGAGAAGAAAGUUUAGGGUCUCAAAGAAAAAAAGAGCAUUGUGUUUAACAUUGUGUCAAAGUUUAAGAAAUGCUGUCAAAGGUUAUCUCAACUGCAUAUUUGGCGCUGUGGAUCAGUUCUUGUGUCAUCACCGCGGCUGAGGAUCCGUACAUGACCAGAGCUCUGGAGCUGAUGUCUGAGACCCCACUCAUUGACGGCCAUAAUGACCUGCCUUGGCAGUUUCGAAAGCAAUUCAACAACGAGCUCAACAAAGUGGAUCUUUACACGCUGGAAAACACACACACCAACAUCCCUAAGAUCAAGGAGGGACGGCUGGGAGCGCAAUUCUGGUCGGCGUAUGUUCCCUGUGAGACUCAGUACAAAGAUGCUGUCAGACAAACACUGGAGCAGAUCGAUGUGGUUCACAGGAUGUGUCAGAAAUACCCAGAAGUCUUCAUGUUUGCCACCAGUAGCCAAGACAUCAUGGAGGCCUUCAACAUGAACAAGACAGCCAGUCUGAUCGGGGUGGAGGGGGGUCACUCGCUCGACAGCAGUCUGGGCACCCUGCGCACCAUGUACCAGCUGGGGGUCCGCUACCUCACACUCACACACUCCUGCAACACACCCUGGGCGGAUAACUGGCUUGUCGACACUGGAUCAGAGCCAUCUGAACAUAAUGGCCUGUCUCCGUUUGGCAAGCAACUAGUGAAGGAAAUGAACCGUCUGGGGAUGCUGAUCGACCUGGCUCAUGUGACUGAAACGGUGAUGAACCAGGUGCUGGAUAUGUCUGUAGCUCCAGUCAUCUUCAGCCACUCAUCCGCCUACAGCGUCUGUCCACACAAGAGGAACGUCCCCGAUGACGUUCUCAUGAGAGUGAAUCAGACGGGAGGAAUCAUCAUGGUGAACUUCUACAAUGACUAUGUGACCUGCAGCAAGACCGCUGACAUCUCACAUGUUGCAAAUCACUUUGACCAUAUAAAGAAAGUUGCCGGGGCUGGCAUCAUUGGUUUUGGUGGAGAUUACGACGGGGUGACAAGAGUACCAGAGGGCCUGGAGGACGUGUCCAAGGUGCCCAAAUUGGUGGCUGAACUGCUGAGGAGAGGAUGGACUGAUGAGGAGGUCAAAGCUGCUCUGGGAAACAACCUGCUCAGAGUCCUAAGCAAGGCUGAGGAGGUCCGUGACGGUCUGAAAAACAAGAGUCCAGAUGAUGUUCCUAUUCCAUAUGAUGAGGUGAAGAACUCGUGUAGGACGGAAUACGGUUACCCGAGCGCUGGAGCCGUCCACUCACUCAGCACGCUGGCCCUUCUGCUCACACUGGGUCUCCAGGCUCUAAUCACAUCAACAGCUUUAUAAGCUGCUUAUCAAUACAACUGAUGGUGUGUACAUCAAGAAUUUGUCAAUGAAUAAUAAAAUCUGCUUUAUAUCUCACACCACCAACACCAAAUAGUUUCAGUUUACUGUUUCAAUGUUUUUAACCACUUGUAUUUUUGACAGAUUUUAAUGGUUUUCUGCAUGUUAGUUUAGUAGAAAACUAUUUCGUGUUGUGGCUUUUGCUUUUGUGUUGUGGCUUUUGCUUUUGCAUUGUGGCUUUUGCAUUUGUUUUGUUGAUUUUGCAUUUGUGUUGUGUUUUUUUUUUUUACAGUUAUGAUAACAAAGACAGGACACAGUGAUUAUCAUGUCAGACCAAGUUGAGUUUAUUGAACUCAUCUGGCUGUUUUAUCCCUCCAUAACACCGUCAGAUAGAGGCUGCUGUGGGCAAA
Sebastes umbrosus (honeycomb rockfish) is the source of this 1942-nucleotide messenger RNA. RefSeq names its product dipeptidase 1 (gene dpep1). The transcript has 10 exons. The record is from RefSeq and is a predicted model, not a curated record. Gene Ontology annotation, molecular function: metallodipeptidase activity. Gene Ontology annotation, biological process: proteolysis. Lineage: Eukaryota; Metazoa; Chordata; Actinopteri; Perciformes; Sebastidae. The coding region runs from base 273 to 1535 and encodes 420 amino acids.